Cylas formicarius (sweet potato weevil) is the source of this 3857-nucleotide messenger RNA. Its product is annotated as zinc finger protein ZFAT-like. The record is from RefSeq and is a predicted model, not a curated record. Gene Ontology annotation, biological process: regulation of gene expression. The transcript is spliced from 8 exons. NCBI's taxonomy places the organism in Eukaryota, Metazoa, Arthropoda, Insecta, Coleoptera, Brentidae. Gene Ontology annotation, cellular component: nucleus. The coding region runs from base 2345 to 3793 and encodes 482 amino acids.
AAGGCCUGUGGAUACUUGCCUUGGAGGAAGCUCAGAUUGACUAAAUAUGAUAGAAUAGGAGCUAUAAUAUCUUUAAUAGAGAUUAACAAAGUGCCCGGUAUUUCAUCGAUUCCAGAUGAUUUCUUACGGCAUACUUUUCUAAUUACUUGUGUUAUCUCUACUGUUGUAGUAGGGUAGAGAAACAUCGAGCUUGAGUGUAUUUUAAUAUCAGGCGUUAGAUUUUGAGGCUGCUUGCUAUUGUUAGCAAGAUCAGCAAAAUAUUUGUUAAAAAUUUCACAGAUUUUGUAUCCGUCUUGUAGUGUUUCACCACCAACGGUUAUGUUGGUUAUAGAAGAGGAUUUACUUUUAUGGUUGCUAUUUUCCCUGACUAUUGCCCAACUUUCCCUACUUAUGUCAUCAGAUUUCAUUAACCUUAAAUUGUGGUGAGUUUUCUUUGCGUGUUUAAGUUUUUUGUUGUAAUGGGAUUUAUAUUUGUUUCAGUUUUUCGUAUAAAGUCUUAAAUUUUUUAUCUAAGUCGUCAGAUUGAAUAUCGUAGAGCAAAUUAUUCCAAUCUGUGUUGGAUACAUAAUCUAUAAAAGAAUUUACAUUAUUUUCGCUAAACUUUCUGAAAAAGCGUUCUGUACAAUUAUUAUGGCAGAACUCCUCAAAAAAGAAGAGCUGAAACGUGUGGUCAGAGACACAUGUGUCUACUGCCAAGCUGCCAAGUGGGCUCUUCUAUAGAAGCAACUAAAUUAUACUCAAGAAGUAUAUUAUUUAGUAUUUUAGUUUGUUUGUUGUUUUCAAGCAAGUUGACGUUAAUGUCACCGCACAAAAUGUGCUUAUUUUUAGGCUCGUAUAUAGCUUCUAACAUUAUUGAGAGUUUCUCUACAAAUGCUUCGAAGUCUCCCUUUGGAGAUCGGUAUACAGAGAAAAUUGUGAUACAUUCCUUGUUAAGCUCUAAUUUUAUUGAACACAUUUCAAAAGUUUUUUCUUCAGAGUUAUUAAAUGGAAUUUUUGAAAAAUUUAAACUUUCUCGACCCAAGAUACAGACUCCCCCUCCUCUGCAACUAGUUCUCGAGAAAUAACUAAGAACCUUAUAAUCUAAAAGCUUAAGAAACUUAAUGUUUGAGGAUUCAUGAUGUUCUGAGAUACACAGCACAUUGACGUCGUGAUUAUUUAGUAUUGAUUCGAGGGCUUCUUUUUUGUUUGCGAUACCCCCUUGAAUAUUAAGGUUCAUAACUACGAAUUUGUUAGGUGUCUCGCCGUCUGGUUUAAAAAAUCCUCAUUUUCUGAGUCGUAUUUACUGGCGCUGUUUUUUACAUUUUUCUUGGGAUAGAAAUAUCCGCUUAGUCUUGCACCUUGCGGCCAUAAGUCUCCGUUUAAAAUUGCAUCCUUGUGCGUGAAAGGAGCACAUAUUUUAAAGGAACUCCACUGUUCGUUGUGGUUAAAGUUAAGUUUUUCACAGCUUACUCUACAGAUAUCAGAUAAGUUUUCUUCAAUCUGUGUUGAUGUUGUGGAUUUAUCCAACCUUGUUACAUAUAUCCAAGCUUUCUUCUCAACUCCUUGUAUUCUACUUGUUGUGUUUGUUACUUCUAUAAAAGUUCUAUUUCUUCGCCGUAUCGGCUGGACUAAUUGAAAUCCAUCGUCAUCUUGCUUGUUAUUGUCUGUGUUAGGCCAGGUUUUUUUAGGUGUCGUCAUUAAAGUGUCUCUUUUUUGUGGGUCUGGUUGUUGUUUUGUUUUUGUUUGAUGUGUCUUUGGUGCAUGUUUUAUCGAGACGUGGUGAAUACUGCGGCUGGUACCCGCUUCUUUUCGAAUGAGCUUAUGCUUGUCAUUGACAGAUGUCACCUCGUGUUCUACGCUAGUUGUUUUAUUUGAGGUGGCUAGAGCCGCGUUGUCUUCCAAUUGUGAGGUUAGAAAUUUUAGAUGUUCGUCUAAUUUCAUAAUUUUCUUAUUUUGGUAGUUAAUUACUUUAUGUUGCACACCUGCAGUUGUCUUUAAUUGACCGAUGUCGUCCUGAAGUUUCAUAAACAUCGUAGAAAUUACACUAGUGCUAACAUUACAGCUAUCGCAGAACCAUUUGAGAUUUUGUGUUUCUAGCAAUAAUUUCACUUUAUCUCGCGAUAAAUUGAUACACUGUUUGUGAAAAAGUGCGUUGCACACACCACUACAAUUAAUUUUUAUAUCGUUUGCCAAAAUUUCCUGCGAACAGGAUCCGUACGUCUGAACUCGUCGCCGCCAUCACUACAUAGAUAUAAGAAAGUGACCAAUUGCUUUUGAAUGAGAUUAUCCAAGGGUGGCCAUUAACAUACAACGCAAUAAGAUUAUUACCUAAAGUUUCGGAAUUUAAAUUCAAGUAAAAUUGUGGAUGAACAUAGAAAUAAUCGGCGCCGUCAAAGGCGAGGCCCGAGAGUUGGUGGUGAAGGAAGAAGCAGUGGAGAUCACAUCCGGAGAUGUUGCAGUGAAUUCUAGCGACGACGACAUUACUUUUUUAAGCGAAGAUGAUUGCAGUGUUGUACGGCAAAUAACGACCAAGAUUGAAAUAACCGAUGACAAGCCAGUUUUGAGUGAGAUUAAGGAUGAAAACAAAGAAAAUGCGCAACCUGAAACAGAAAUGCUCGUCCUGAACAACCAGGUUAUACCUCAAAGAAUUGUACAAGAAUAUGAAGUGACUUUAACCGAGAAUGGAGUAUUCAAAUGUUUCCAUUGCAAAUACACACACAAAUCCCGGAAACAAGUGAACACUCACGUAAAGAAAAUACACAGACCUAAGAAAAAAUGUCCCCAUUGCCCCUACAGGUCCAAUUCACACAUGAAAAAACAUAUCUUGAAUGAGCAUGGCGGCCAAUGUACGAAGUGUGAUUUUAGAACCUCGAACAGAUCCGAAAGAAGAAAUCACUUGUUGGAAAAACACGCGUUUAUUUGUGACAAAUGUCCUGACAAUUGUUUGAAGUGUCAACGAUUGAAUAGGCUCGAGUGCAGAUUUUUGCAUAAUUACGAGUUGGUGGGUCACAUGGAAAGGUGUCACGAACCGCGGGACCAAAUCCAAUGGCUGCAAUGCCCGCAAUGUCCGGCAAAACGUAGACACCAGAUCGACCUUCAGGAGCACAUCAAGCGUAUUCAUCAUCCCGAUAUUUUCAAGUGCCACAUUUGUGACGUAAGGUUCAAAUUGGCACAAACUUUGGAGAAGCACGUUAAAACGGUGCACAACGGAGAGGAACCGCCACUCAAAUGCGACAAGUGCGAUUUUAAAUGUUUUCGGCGGAUCGUUUUGCGUUUUCAUCACGUCCGUUGCAAACAGGACGAAAAUACUGAGACGUUUCAGUGUUACCACUGCAACUAUACAACAUGCUACAAAGCUCAUUUGUUGACGCAUAUCAACCACAAUCACAGUUCAAAACCAGACCAGAUGAACAUCUGCGAAUUCUGUUCAUUUCAAACGAAAAGUAAGCAAUGUCUCAAACUUCAUGUAAUUAGUAAGCAUAACGAGAAUAAUAAUGAGGAGGUAAUGCGGUACAAGUGCGAGCACUGCGACUACAAGACACAUAGGACCUACAAUCUUCAAAUUCACUAUCUCAAUCAUAAGAAGCCGGAGGAAUUGCAAUACUUCUACUGUUACCAUUGUCCUUUCAAGGCGAAGAGAAAAGACAACUUGAAAUCUCACAUAUUCAAGAUGCACAUGCCAAAGGACGAGUUGAAAUGUUUCAUUUGCGAUUUUAAGACGACGUCCAGCUAUUCGCUAGUGAAGCACGUAGAUAAACAUAAGCGCGAUGCAGAUGACACGGCACGAAAGGGCACUAAAAGGAAGCGCAAGUAAAUUACCCACUUUAAAUGUUUCAAUUCAGAUUUUUUUGAGGCAACGGAAGCAGCAAAGCUAGACA